GUGGGUUCGGGGAUGUCAAGGAGACAACACUAACAAUGAGGUGAUGUGAUGGUGAUGGGGGGUUCUUGAUGUCAUACAUCUUCCGGUACUUUCGAUUGGAUUUGUCCUUUUCACUUUGGAAUGUGUUGAAAAGACAUAAUGUGAUACUAUCAGAAACAUAGUCCAAACAUGGAAAGCCAAAGAUGAAAUUGUACUUUCGAAUGAGAUAACUGUCCAGACGGUUCUUCUGAAUUCCAAAGAACACUGAAAGAACACUCGAUGUGCCCCUUGCUCUUCUCGGGUAUGAUGCGUUAAACGCCAUGUUGAUGCUAAAGUGUCAGGGAGAUGAAAAGGGCAACCAGCAAUCAAGCUCAAAAAUAAGUGAGCAGCUCAACGAGCAGACCAUGCAUCCAGCAUCACUUUUUGCUCCCAAAUCGAACACUUGCCACGAUCCUUGCUGGGAAUCAAUGUCAUUCGCCCUGUCAAUCUAUCACGUUGAGCCCACUGGCAAAUGAAUGAAUGAUACAGAAGAGGCCAGAGAACUAAAACUAGCCUCACUUUUUAGCUUUCUGCCGCACCUUUGGCGACACCAAAAGGGGGAAUGAGAAGAGAGAGCUACCAAUGCGAAAACUACCCCAGCAAAAGUGACCCCGCUAGUAGUGGUUCCUGUAGUAACUACAUCGUAGCUAGCUUUCACGUAUGAUAUAGCGUGACGAUCUAACUACUUUGGUCGUUUGCCUCCUCUGGCCAAAACUUUUGCGUCUCAUUAUUCUAGAUCCUGAAUCUUGACAAAGCAAAACACCAAAAGCAAGCAAAUACUACUGCAUCCACUGCACCAAUUAUCGAUCCAACCAUGACAAAGAUCCUCGCCGCACUCCUUGCAACCCAACUACCCAUCGCAUCCUUGGCAUGGGCUCCUCCUGGACAUGCAAUGCCAUACAGCAAGCUCCCCAAGACACUCGAGUUUGCCGAAAAGGCAUGGUUCUUGCCGCAAGCAGACAGCUUGUCGUCGUCGACUGGACCACAACGACUUUCGGAGGAGCAUCAGCAUCGAAUGCUACCCUGGACACAUCAGCAGCAUGGAUCCAUUACUACAGGUCGUACUAAUGAUCAUGCUCUGCAUCAUGACCGCUUCUUCUUUGAUGGAUACUCGGGUGGAGUCAGUGAAUGGCCUACUCGUCAAGCGUUCCUCCAGGCACACCCCAAAAAGACAUCGACGGAACUACAAAUGACAGGAGAGACGUUGACCGAACAAGACUUUUACUACGACGAUAUGGGUACUCCAGUGAGCUGGGUGGCACGAGCACCCAUCAAGAAGACAGAUGGAGCCUGCGACCACCACUUUUUCGACGACACGGGUCGCAGCACCUGCUGGAAGACUCUUGUGGAAGCUACGGAAAAGGUUGUCAAGACGGCUCCCAAAGUGGAGCUAAGAGAGCUUGUGGAGAGCUGUGAACAUCCCUACUACGAUGAUAUGGGCGAUCUCAUGUGCUGGGUCCAUGCGUCGUGAGGCAGCUCGAGUCGGAGCUCUGUGUUCUGCAUAAUAUACAGUAGUGUGGCAUACAUAAUGAAACGAGAAGACCCUUCGACGGCAUAGAUAUCGAAUAAAAAGCUAAUAAACUAUAUACUUCCGUUUGC
This is a messenger RNA of Seminavis robusta, 1617 nucleotides long. The record is from the annotation of a GenBank genome assembly. NCBI's taxonomy places the organism in Eukaryota, Bacillariophyta, Bacillariophyceae, Naviculales, Naviculaceae.